This is a messenger RNA of Myotis davidii, 2340 nucleotides long. RefSeq names its product purinergic receptor P2X 3 (gene P2RX3). Bases 195 to 1388 code for a protein of 397 amino acids. Gene Ontology annotation, biological process: response to ATP; monoatomic cation transmembrane transport. Gene Ontology annotation, molecular function: ATP binding; extracellularly ATP-gated monoatomic cation channel activity; purinergic nucleotide receptor activity. The transcript has 12 exons. Gene Ontology annotation, cellular component: plasma membrane; nuclear inner membrane. The record is from RefSeq and is a predicted model, not a curated record. Lineage: Eukaryota; Metazoa; Chordata; Mammalia; Chiroptera; Vespertilionidae.
AGAGCGUCAAGAGCAGAGAGAGCCUGGGCUCUGGGCUAGGGUUGCCUGACUUAAAGGAGCAGGCUCCCCAUUCCACCAGCCCCUCUAAACUGCCCCCUCCAGGCCUCCUUGAUCCCCGUCUCCCGGUCUGAGGACCUCUGCCUCCUGCAGCCACCACUGGGUCCCUCUGAGCGGUCCAUGCGCACACUCUCAGGAUGAACUGCAUGUCAGAUUUCUUCACCUACGAGACCACCAAGUCUGUGGUUGUGAAGAGCUGGACCAUUGGGAUCAUCAACCGGGCCGUUCAGCUUCUCAUCAUCUCCUACUUUGUGGGGUGGGUUUUCUUGCACGAGAAGGCGUACCAGGUGCGGGACACAUCCAUUGAGUCCUCCGUGGUAACCAAGGUGAAGGGCUUUGGACGCUACGCCAACAGAGUCAUGGAUGUGUCUGACUAUGUGACACCACCCCAGGGCACCUCCGUCUUUGUCAUCAUCACCAAGAUGAUCGUCACUGAAAACCAGAUGCAAGGGUUCUGCCCAGAGAGCGAGGACAAGUACCGCUGUGUAUCAGACAGCCAGUGCGGGCCCGAGCGCUUCCCAAGUGGGGGGAUCCUCACCGGCCGCUGCGUGAAUUACAGCUCCGAGCUCCGCACCUGUGAGAUCCAGGGCUGGUGCCCUGCCGAGGUGGACACGGUGGAAACGCCGGUCAUGAUGGAAGCCGAGAACUUCACUAUUUUCAUCAAGAACAGCAUCCGUUUCCCCCUCUUCAACUUUGAGAAGGGAAACCUCCUGCCCAAUCUGACUGCCGCCGACCUGAAGACCUGCCGCUUCCACCCUGACCAGGCCCCCUUCUGCCCCAUCCUGCGGGUGGGGGAUGUGGUCAAGUUCGCGGGGCAGGAUUUUGCCAAACUGGCCAGCACGGGCGGGGUUCUGGGCAUUAAGAUUGGCUGGGUGUGCGACCUGGACAAGGCCUGGGAGCAGUGCAUCCCCAAAUACUCCUUCACCCGGCUGGACAGCGUUUCUGAGAAGAGCAGCGUCUCCCCGGGCUACAACUUCAGGUUUGCCAAGUACUACAAGUUGGAGAAUGGCAGCGAGUACCGCACGCUCCUAAAGGCUUUUGGCAUCCGCUUCGACGUGCUGGUGUACGGGAACGCAGGCAAGUUCAACAUCAUCCCCACCAUCAUCAGCUCCGUGGCAGCCUUCACCUCCGUGGGAGUGGGGACUGUCCUCUGUGACAUCAUCCUGCUCAACUUCCUCAAGGGGGCCGACCAAUACAAAGCCAAGAAGUUUGAGGAGGUGAACGAGACGACGCUGAAGGUCGCUGCCUCGGCCAACCCAGUGUUCCCCAGCGACCAGACCCCGGAGGAGAAGCAGUCCACUGAUUCAGGGGCCUUCUCCAUCGGCCACUAGGGCCUCCCCCCAGGGCCUCACACUCACUGCUGGGCUCCAGGCCUCCCAACAGAGGACCCCACCGGGCAAGAAGGAUGGGAGAGGGAGGGCUCUCCUUUCUGCUGCUCAUCCCAUGAGGCCACAGCUGGAAGGUGACUGGGUCUCCCAGUGCCCCCUACUGAGACUUCACUCUCACCUUCACCCCUUGCCUGGCCCCUGUCUGCUUGCCAGGACCCCUGGGGCAGCAGCACCUGAGUCUUCCCCUUUCCAAAGAAUAGAGAGAAUAAUAGUAAUAAUGAGUGCCUGCCAAGUGCCCGGCACUUCACACACACUAUCUUAUUUAAUCCUUAGAAUAAUCCCAUGACGUAGAUAUUAGGUUCCCCGUUUAGAAGAUAAACUGAGGCUCAGAGAGACUGAAUCCUUUGCCCAAGAUUACACAGCCAGGCAGCAAGAGAGCUGGGAUUUGAACCCAGGUCUCCAUUGCCCACACCUCACAAGAGGAAGGGCACUCCCACGGGCGUCCCCUGCUGCUUCAGCCUCCUCCACCCUGACCAAGGUUAGGUUCAGCUUAAUAAAAAGUAAGCCCCAGGCUGGCCCCAGGAACUUGGGCCCUAUUUGAGGGGAGACCAGUGAGACUGGUGUGAGUUCUCUUUCUCUGACUCAGGUGGGUCCCCAAAUGAGAAGGAAACAGGAGGCGUGACUGUCGGUGAAUUUUCCUUACCUCACCCCACAGCUCUGUCCCCACACCAGGGCCAUUCUUGUUCUCUCUCCGGGACCCUAGACGUACCCACACACAUCUGGACCCCUCACUGCAGGAGCCGGAUUUGGCCACCCCGGUGGGAAGGGAUUCCUGGACCUGAGGCCCUGCUCCGGGAGGUCAGCCGUCCUCCUUGAAAAUGCUGGUGAAAAGACCCCAGUGAGCCCCAGUUCCCUGCGAGCAGCUGGUCAGCCAGGCCUGCCCCCACAGGGUCCU